UGUUGAACUUGUUCUGUUCAUUUCGUCCAUCGUCGAGUCGAACAACAACAAGAUCAUUAACAUUAUAUUGGCGAUUGCUUGCACGUCUGCACGAGUCCCGUUUUCUCGCUUCUUCAAACCUUCAGUAAUCGUUUAACGAAAAGUGCUAACAAGAACUACAGAAGCUACGCCGCAGACUGGCCGCAUUAGUGCACAUGUGGUGUGUUAUAAUAUCCUACCAAAAUGGAAACUGCAGCUCAAGAGGGACAGCAGUGCACUCAAAUUUGGUGGCCCCGAUUUGUCGCCCAAAAAGAACGAGUUGCUGAGCUGCAAAACGCCCCAGAAGCAGAGGGACCCGUGUCGGUCGGCGUUUUGCAAACUGUUCUCAGGGAUGCAUCCACACUUUCCUACUUCAUCUUGCGAAACGGUGAUUCAGUGAAAGGAGGAGAAAGUCCCCUUGUGCUGGCUGGUAAAGCAUUCAAAAUGCUUAUGCGCCAAAAGCCAUAUACCCUAAUUGAAGAUGAGGAGACCCCUAACAUACCUCCAGAGCUGGUGACCACUGGCUUGACCCCUCGGCAAGCCCUCCUUGCCAAGGAUAGCCCCAAAGAGCUCUCUGGCAACAUCCUUUUUGCCUUGGCCAGGAUGAAUAGCUUUCGCCCCCCCCCCCCCCCCAGCUGGCAUGAUUCAUUGUCAGAGUGA
Neocloeon triangulifer is the source of this 678-nucleotide messenger RNA. RefSeq lists its product as uncharacterized. The coding region runs from base 223 to 678 and encodes 151 amino acids. The record is from RefSeq and is a predicted model, not a curated record. Lineage: Eukaryota; Metazoa; Arthropoda; Insecta; Ephemeroptera; Baetidae. The transcript is spliced from 3 exons.